This is a messenger RNA of Histoplasma mississippiense, 3114 nucleotides long. RefSeq lists its product with no specific name. Gene Ontology annotation, molecular function: protein kinase activity; ATP binding. The record is from RefSeq and is a predicted model, not a curated record. The transcript is spliced from 7 exons. The coding region runs from base 1 to 3114 and encodes 1037 amino acids. Lineage: Eukaryota; Fungi; Ascomycota; Eurotiomycetes; Onygenales; Ajellomycetaceae. Gene Ontology annotation, biological process: protein phosphorylation.
AUGCCAUCUCUCUUCGACAAGAAUGGUGAGGAACUGUACGACAACCGUGUCCUCCGGUGUCUCGUGAUCUCGCCCGCUGGCCGGCCGAUCUAUGACUACAAAUCACCGUUGGAGCUUCUCACGGCGCUGCGUGAUGCAAUAAAGGCGCACCGGUCUCUUUACCUGGAUGGGAACAUCCUUCAUCGGGAUAUUUCGGAGAACAACAUAAUAAUCACCGAUCCAGACAAGGCGGAUGGCUACUCUGGCAUGCUGAUUGAUCUGGAUCUUGCCAAAGAAGUUGGAAGUGGGCGAAGCGGCGCGCGGCACCAGACUGGCACAAUGGAGUUCAUGGCAAUCGAGGUGCUGCUGAAUAUCGACCAUACCUAUCGGCAUGAUCUUGAGUCUUUUUUCUACGUGCUUAUCUGGCAGUGCGCCCGCCACGGUUGGGAAAAAUUAAUGCAAUUGCAGAAGUUAUAUCAGUUACGGGUCUGGUCAGACGAUAGUAUGCUAAACAAAUGGUGCAUGGAAAGUCAUGAGAAAAACCUCAAUCAAGGUGAAUUUGAGCGCAUCUUAACGAAUGAUUUUUCUCCACCGAAAGACAGUAUGCUGAAGGAGUGGUAUAAUGGAACUUAUAAAAAAAUUGCAAGAAUCAAGCGAACCGAUAUGGGUGCAGAUGGGCUUGAGGAUAUUUUGACUGAGUUUCCUCCAGCAUUUGAGUUUGCUAAACCACUUUGCAGAGCUAUACGAGACAUUCUUUUCCCGUACGGGGACAGAGGAAUUAUCGUUGGCACCCCGCAAGAUCCGAAGCGUUUAUAUAAUCCUGUUAUCAAGAAGUUACAUAGUGAAGAGAGUGUUAGUGGAGAACUGGACACGUUAAACGAAUAUUUCAAAUCUCUGUCCAGCGUUUCAAGUUUCAAAAUAUACCCGGAAGGAGAUUACUAUAAGAUUAUGCCUUUAAAAUGGAUCCGACAAUACGAGAAUUGUUGGCUGAACUCGAGCGAGAAAGAGCUGAACGUGAGCGAGAAAGAGCCGAACUUGAUCGAAAGACAAUGGCGUCAAGACGCGGAAGCUGAGGGCGCGGUAACGAGACCGACAAAUCGGAGGGUUCCAUCUCGCAUCACGUUGUGGGACACAUUCACUGAGGAGCAAAUGAAGGUGUGGCACAAGCUCGAUCAGCAUCCUCAUUUCUUGACAGAAAAGCUCUUCCCCUCCCUACAUCAGCUCGACUACGUCCGCCAACUUAUCAGCCCAAUUUCCUCAGAGUGGGAUCUUCGGUACUAUGAACGGGAAACGGUAGAAAAUCAAGUGCGGGCCAUAAUAGACCGAAUAUAUGAGAAUGAUGAGCUUAAGAGGGCAUUCGGCUUGCGCGGAUCGAUUACCUUUGAAAGCCAUGCUAACCUUGGGCUUUCAACGCGGGCGGCUGAUAUGAACCCGGGUGAUCAGCAGUCGUCCGUUGAACCCAUGGUUAGGACUGAAUCAAGUACCGGAAAGAGAAUAGGCAAGAAGAAUAAAACAAAGAAAAAAGAGACCCCGAUGGUCACGGGAGGACAGGCAGAUCGAUUCUGCAUCUAUCGCCAGGAUGGCGAUGAGCACAUCCCAGCGCUCGCGAUCGAGUACAAGGCGCCCCACAAGCUCACUCGGGAUGAAAUCGUGGGAGGGCUGGCUCAGGACAUUCAUCCUUCCAAAGAAGUAAUUGGUAAGGACUCAGAUGAUUCUGAUUUCUGCUCGAAGCGGUUAGUCGCUGCCGUCAUCACACAGUUGUUCUCCUACAUGGUUGCUAAGGGAGUCCGGUACGGCUAUGUGUGCACCGGAGAAGCCUUUAUCUUUCUACGCAUUCUCGACGAUCCGUCAUCCGUCAUGUGUUCCGUCUGUACUCCCAGCCUAGAUGUUGAAGAAAUCAACGAUGACAGUCUGCAUUUAACUGCCGUCGCUCAGGUACUAGCAUUUACCUUAAGAGCUCUAGUGUCCCCUCCUGCCCCGCAAGAAUGGUAUGAUGCCGUCGCGGAACUUGGCAUCUGGCCGGUUGAAUACUCGGAUAUCCUCGAGCAAACACCUCCAACCGCUCGACAAAAGCAUGCCUCACCUCUGUAUCGGGGCCGACGCCCUUCCAAUCUUCCUCCUUUUCAGAUGACAUUACGACCCAGAUGCCGGCCACACACAGAUAUUGUACCUCGAUCAAGAAGCCCUUCCCCCUCAACGUCUCCGCCUCCAUCUCCGUUGUCGCCAUCCGCACGCCGUGGACGAACCGUAAACGCUCGAGCCCGCUCUAACCCGGAUCAAAAAUCGGGUAAGAAAGGGCAAUCCAGCGAAGACAGCGGUGCGAAUUGGAUAGACCAUGCUGCUGAACCACCAAAGAUCAAAAGCCAACUUUACUGUUCCCAGCAGUGCUUGCUGGCCCUACGAGACGAUGGUCCGCUCGACACCUCCUGCCCGAACUAUCUAGCUCACCUUAAGCGACGGAUCCAGCCAGCGGAGUUUCGCGCUCUUAUCCGAGAGCAGCUCUCCAGGGACCGUGGCCCGGAUGCCAACUGUCGCCCUCUCUACAAGAAGGGAAGUUGUGGGGCAGCUUUUAAAAUCCAUCUUUUGUCGCAUGGCUACACUCUACUCGCAAAGGGCGUCGAACGCAACAAUUUACGCAAACUCGAACAUGAAAACAAAGUAUACCAUAGGCUUCACGAUAUUCAAGGCAACCACAUUCCGGUUUGCCUCGGGAUUGUUGUGCUUGACCCAAAAUACCCGUAUUACUAUGACGAGGGAGUUUAUACCCAUAUGCUCCUUUUGAGCUGGGCGGGAAAGUCCAUCUCGGAAAUUAUGAAAUCGGAUGAUUCGGCAUGCGUGAUUGAGAUGGCAUCACAGUGUGUUCAAGCGAUUCACCUUGCAGGUGUACUGCACGGUGAUGUCGAGCCACGAAAUAUUUUAUGGAAUAAGGACUGCAAUCGCCCUAUGCUUGUAGAUUUUGAACGAGCUGAGAUGCGAAAUGCGCUAUCUGCUAUAUCACCGAACCUCGGGCUAAAGAGGAAAAGGCUUGGGAAGAAGAUAUCUACCUUUUCUAAAGAACUUUCAAAAGCUCAGAUCAGCCUGGAGCGCUGUAGGGAAUUGCUCUGUCGGAAUUCCGCCUCAAAGUUCAAGGAAUAG